Molecule: messenger RNA, 1557 nt
Organism: Triticum dicoccoides
Lineage: Eukaryota; Viridiplantae; Streptophyta; Magnoliopsida; Poales; Poaceae
Product: alcohol dehydrogenase-like 7
Exons: 9
Coding region: 109-1410 (433 amino acids)
Biological process (GO): formaldehyde catabolic process
Cellular component (GO): cytosol
Molecular function (GO): alcohol dehydrogenase (NAD+) activity; zinc ion binding; S-(hydroxymethyl)glutathione dehydrogenase [NAD(P)+] activity
Source: RefSeq, a predicted model, not a curated record
UGUACUCUCUCGCUCAAUUAUAAAGCAGGACCUCGACAUCACACGCGGCACCUGUCCAUUGCACACAUAGAGAGAGCGAGCGACGGACGACUUGCUGCUGGGAAGACGAUGGAGCAGAACACGGCGACGAAACCCAUCAGAUGCAAAGCGGCGGUGAGCAAGGUGGCCGGGCAGCCGCUGGAGAUGGAGGAGGUGGAGGUGGCGCCGCCGCGGGCGCACGAGGUCGGCAUCAGGAUUCUCUGCACCUCGCUCUGCCACACCGACGUCACCUUCUGGCGCAUGAAGGAUUUCCCGGGCCAGCAUCCGAUAAUCCUGGGCCAUGAAGCAGCCGGCGUGGUGGAGAGCGUGGGGGAGCACGUGCACGAGGUGGCCGUCGGGGACACGGUGGUGCCGGUGUUCUCGGCGCAGUGCGGCGACUGCCCCGACUGCCUCUCGGACCGCAGCAACAUCUGCUCCGGGCUCCCCGCCGGGCCCGGCAUGCCCCGCGACGGCACUACCCGCUUCUCCUUCGCCGCCACCGGCGAGCCCAUCCACAACUUCAUCGGCGUAUCCAGCUUCACCGAGUACACGGUUGUCGACGUGUCAAACGUCGUCAGGAUCGGGCCCGGCGUCCCGCCGGAGAAGGCCUGCCUGCUCAGCUGCGGCGUCUCCACCGGUGUUGGCGCGGCGUGGAAGGUGGCCGCGGUGGAGCCCGGGUCCAGCGUCGCCGUGUUCGGGCUCGGCGUCGUCGGGUUAGCGGUAACGUUCGACGACGACACCUCGGAAUCACAUGCCCCUGCUAAUAAUGUGAUGUCUGGUUCAAGUUGUCGGCUCGAAUGUUGGCCUGACGUUCUAGUGGUAGCACAAGGGUGCAGGAUGCGUGGGGCUAAGCAGAUUAUUGGAGUGGAUCUGAACCCGGAGAAGCGCGACAUCGGUAAGAGGCUGGGAAUCACCGACUUCAUCAAUCCGAACGACACCGGGGAGAAGGCCGUGAGCGAGGUCGUCAAGGAGAUGACCGGCGGCGGCGCCGACUACUGCUUCGAGUGCAUCGGCUCGACGUCGGCCAUGGCGGAGGCAUUCCAAAGCUCCCGGAAGGGCUGGGGGAAGACGAUCGUGCUCGGCGUCUCCAGCGGCGGCGCGCCGAUGAGCAUACCCCCGCACGACAUCCUCUGGGGGAGGUCGGUCGUCGGCUCGCUCUUCGGCGGGCUCAAGCCCAAGACCGACAUCCCGAUCCUGGCGCAGAAGUAUCUGGACGAGGAGCUGGAGCUGGACGAGUUCGUGACGCACGAGAUGGGGUUCCACGACAUCAACGCGGCGUUCGAGCUGCUCACGCAGGGGAAGUGCCUCAGGUGCAUCCUCUGGAUGGACGGGGCCAGGGAGAACGGUAGUGUCGGCGUGGAAAAUGGACGCGCGUGCAAGGCCAAGGCGUGACUGGCAUCGUUGUCCUCUCGUGACUAGCCACGAUAGUCAUUGCUCGUCUGUGGGCGACCUAUCAUUGUCCUGGGCUUCGCUGUAAUGUCGUUGUUCAUUUGCAAGCCAGAUGUGGUAAUUUAUUUUGCAGAGAGAAAUGCGUUUUUC